Messenger RNA from Brassicogethes aeneus, 900 nucleotides. Lineage: Eukaryota; Metazoa; Arthropoda; Insecta; Coleoptera; Nitidulidae. The record is from the annotation of a GenBank genome assembly.
AUGUCUUUAACCGUCAAUAUCUCUGCAACCAAUAAUCGUACAGCAAAAAAAAGGACAGUUUUGGAAACUGGAAGAAAUUUCCAAGAAAAUUUCAUGAAAAAGUUCCAGAAAAAAAAUCUUAUCGGUGCGGCAUUUAUCUGCGACAGAAGUCGCUCAGUUAGUGACUCUGGUACAAGAGGGGAACAGAUAUCAGCAAGUCGGCGAUAUACUGGGCGUUUCUGCAAUCGGUACCUAGAAACGGAUGGUUACAGUCGACGAGCUGGCCAAGGUCGGCGUCGUGUGACGACUCCUCACGAUGAUUGGGCAAUCAAUCGACGCGUUCGUCAAGAUCCUUUUGUUCCUGCGAACGUUAUCGCUCGGGACUUUCCGAACCGCCGACAACAACAACUGCAACGACAGCGGCCGCUAAACAUUUGCCCACAAACGGUUCAAAAGACACCCUCGUUUUUGAAAACCAAAACCUUCGAAACUCCAAGCCAAAUUCCAACUCUGAACCCCAGCCAGAAAACCGACCACUCCCGAAAUUUACCGAACAUCUCGAAUCGCGAUUUGAGGAAAAAAAUUGCAUCGCAUUACAAAAGGCGAAAUUCAGUUGAUUCGCUAAACGUGUCGGAAAGAUUAAACGAAGCUGUUGAUAAAAAUUGUAUGGAAGAAGCAGUAAAUGAUGUUUUGCAAAACAAUAUAAAGUUAAGGGAAGCAGCUAGACUCCAUAAUAUUUGUAAAUCUACCCUUGCUCAAGAGGAGAGGCACCUCCAAGAGUAUCUGGAAUUUUCAGCCCGUCUGAACUACGGUCUAAAUAAACAAGAUAUUCGCAUAUUGGCUUACCAAUAUGCAGAUGCAAAUGGUAAAAAAGUACCUGAAAAAUGGAAAGAAGAAAAAAAGCAGGCAGAGAGUGGUUGA